UGGAGGUGGGGGAGGAGGAGGAGUAGCAGGAGGGGGAGGAGCUUUUGGGCUCUCUCCCACGUCCGUCCCACGCCCCGUCUCUCGCUGGCACAGGAGGAGCCGGUCUCUCACAAUGCUGCAGCGAGCCUACGGUUCGGCCAGUGAGUUCCUGGGCUCGAGUGAUCUGGAUCUGCUCCUGCUGCAAGAAGCACCUGAAUCAGAUGAGUCACAGGAAUUUCAGGGGUUGCAGGCAUUGCAGGGAGCAGCGGCAGCACGGGAAGGACAGGAGGCUCAACCGCAAGCUGCACCUGCAGCAGCAGCAGCAGCAGCAGUAGGAAAAGCAGAAGCAGUAGCAGCAGUAGCUGCAGCAGAAGCAGCAGCAGAAGAAGAAGAUGCAGAAGGGGAGGGAGGGAAGGAGGAGCAGGAGUCACUUGAGUCUCGGUUGAGGCGGUGGCAUGAGAGCAUGGGUGCCUCAUCUUCCUUCUCCCCCUCACAUCCUCCCCCCAGAGGGCUCUUUGUGCCCGGCCUGCCCCACUGGACCAAGCGGUCGCUCCCUCGCUCGCUGCGCAUCUCCCGCUCGCUGCUCUCCUUUCAAGAGCGAGCGCUGCUGGAGCACCGUCAAGAGACCGCCCUCCUGCAGGGCAUGGCUGGCAGAUUAGAUGGGAAAAACGAUGGCGAGAAGGACGGUGAAAACGAUCCGUGGAGUGUGAGGAAUGGGGAGAGUGACGAAGCGAUUGGCGAGGGGAGCAAGGAGGAGAGGAACAAGAGGAGAGCGAGGAGGUGUGCUCGAGCCAACAGCGACGGAGGUGUGGGCUCCCUGCUGUCAGCAGCAGCAGCAGCAGUAGCAGCACCGGUGUCCCCUGGCGAGUCGAUUCGAGCGGCCGUGACGGUUUACUCGGCUUCCAGGGAGUUCUGGCGCCCCCCCUCCACCCCCAAGCCUGUGAAGCAAGCCAAGGUGUGCCUCCCCAUGUACUCCCCCCCUGUGCCGCCCAUCGGCCUCGAGAAGCUGAUGGAGGGCGGGACUGGGGCAGGUGGGACUGGUGGGUUUGCUGGAUUUGGUGGGGGAGGGGGGUGGGGGUUUGGUGCAGGCUGGUGGGGUGCGGUAGAGGGAGCAGGGGAAGAAAGGAAGGAGGGGACAGGAGAGGCUGGGUGGCUGGGGUUUGAAGGGUUGGUGGAUGCGGCACGGGGGAUGAUGUGGAGGGGAGGAGAUGAAGGUGGGGAGGGGGCAAAGGAGGAGGAGAAAGAGGGGAGUUUACGUGCAGCUACAGGGAAGGAGGGUAUUGGGUACCAGGAAGGAGGGAGAGAGGCCGUGGAAGGAGAAGAGAAGGGUUUGACUGUAGAAAAGGAGGGAAAAUGUUUUGAGAAAGGAGAUGAGGAGGGAGAUACAGGGGGGAUUGCAGGAGAGGAAGGAACAAAGGGAGGUGGGUGA
Closterium sp. Naga37s-1 is the source of this 1408-nucleotide messenger RNA. Lineage: Eukaryota; Viridiplantae; Streptophyta; Zygnematophyceae; Desmidiales; Closteriaceae. The record is from the annotation of a GenBank genome assembly.